Vespula vulgaris is the source of this 3166-nucleotide messenger RNA. It is a transcript of the gene Psi, whose product is annotated as far upstream element-binding protein 3. Gene Ontology annotation, molecular function: mRNA binding. Bases 202 to 2415 code for a protein of 737 amino acids. The transcript is spliced from 14 exons. NCBI's taxonomy places the organism in Eukaryota, Metazoa, Arthropoda, Insecta, Hymenoptera, Vespidae. Gene Ontology annotation, cellular component: cytoplasm; nucleus. The record is from RefSeq and is a predicted model, not a curated record. Gene Ontology annotation, biological process: regulation of DNA-templated transcription.
AAAGUACAGUUCUUUCACCCUCAAACCUUCGUUUUAUAGCAUUGUAUACCAUCAAAAGAAUUUUAGUUAAAUAUUUGUAUUUAGUUGAAUUUAUAUAUAAAACUAAAUGUUAAGGGAGUGAAUUGCUCAAUUUUGUUAGAGACAAUUCACUCGUAGAAAUUAUAUAUAUUAGUAUAACGUUCGACAACUUCAUGUUUCACAAUGAGUGAUUAUUCAGCGGUCGCUCCGCCUCAAAAUUUUAGCCAAAGCUCCGCAUUUGCGGCAGCUUUGCAACGGGCAAAGCAGAUAGCAGCGAAAAUUAAUCCUGUUAGUCUGCAAAAUAUUCAAGAUUCUAAAUUAAAACGUCCUCUUGAAGAUAGUACAGAACCUGAAGCAAAGAAAAUGGCAGCAUUAGUAGCAGAUCCGUUGAUAGGACUUCGUGGCCCUACAAGUAAUAGUUCUAUUGGGGAAGGAUCCAAUCAAGCAACAACUAAAGUAGGAUCACAAACAUCUUCAUCUACUCCAAUAGGUGGUAUGGGAGGUAUUUGCAAUGAAGAUAUCAGAGUUCCAGAUAAAAUGGUCGGGUUAAUAAUUGGGAGAGGUGGAGAGCAAAUAACCAGAUUACAAAGUGAGACAGGAUGUAAAAUACAAAUGGCUCCAGAAGGUGGACUACCUGAACGAGUUUGCACACUAACUGGUUCACGAGAAGCUGUCAAUCGAGCGAAAGAAUUGGUGCUUUCAAUUGUGAACCAAAGAAGUAGAACAGAAGGAAUCGGAGAUAUAAGUAUGAGUGGGAGUAGUGGAGGAAUGAUAGGACAUCCCGGUUUUGUAGAAAUUAUGAUUCCGGGUCCAAAAGUUGGAUUGAUAAUUGGAAAAGGAGGAGAAACAAUCAAACAGCUUCAAGAAAAAUCUGGAGCGAAGAUGGUCGUUAUACAAGAAGGUCCUUCGCAAGAACAAGAAAAACCUUUAAGAAUAACUGGAGAUCCUCAAAAAGUAGAAUAUGCAAAACAAUUAGUAUACGAGCUUAUAGCAGAAAAAGAAAUGCAAAUGUUCCAUAGAGGUGCAAGAGGUAGUGAUAGAGGAGGAAAUUAUUCUAAUGAUAGUAAUUUUAAUCAUGGCUCUUCUAAUAACGAUGGAGUUGAGGUAUUAGUUCCAAGAGCCGCAGUAGGUGUUGUUAUUGGUAAAGGGGGAGAUAUGAUAAAAAAGAUUCAAGCUGAAACUGGAGCAAGAGUACAAUUCCAACAAGGAAGAGAAGAUGGUCCUGGAGACAGAAAAUGUUUGCUAUCUGGAAAACAUCAAGCUGUGGAGCAAGCUCGUCAACGUAUUCAAGAACUUAUUGAUAGUGUAAUGAGGAGAGACGAUGGUAGAAAUAAUAUGGGUGCCAGAAGUGGGCCCAGAGGAAACGGUUUUGGUACUGGUAGAAAUCCAAAUGAAUAUGGUACUUGGGAUAGGCGCCAAGGUGGUCCUAUGCAAGAUAAGAUAGAAACUACUUUUACUGUACCUUCUUCAAAAUGUGGUAUAAUUAUUGGGAAAGGGGGUGAAACUAUAAAGCAAAUAAAUCAACAAACAGGAGCGCAUUGCGAAUUAGACAGGCGGAAUCAAAGUAAUGAAAGUGAAAAAAUUUUCAUAAUUCGUGGCAAUCCUGAACAAGUGGAGCAUGCUAAGAGGAUAUUUAGUGAAAAAUUAGGAAUGGGACCAGCUAGUACUUCUUUCACAGGUGCGCAAGGAGCAAUUGGUUAUAAUCCUAGUUGGAACGCUGGAACAGGAUAUCAAGCCUGGCCCAGUCAACCUCAAUCUAGUGAUGCAGGUAAUGCUAGUCAAGCACCUGUGCAAGUUAAUCCACAAACAGGUCAGCCUGAUUAUAGUGCACAAUGGGCAGAAUAUUAUCGAUCUCUUGGUAUGCAUAGAGAAGCAGAUAUGAUAGAACAACAAGCAAAACAAGGAAAACAAGAUCAUAAUCAAGCAGCAGGAAGUGCACAAAAUCAAUCAAAUCCUGCAACGGCAACAGCUUCUACUCCUGGUCAACAACAACAACAAACACAACAGCAGCAAACAGGUGCUGCUCAAAAUGGAGGUCAAGCUGAUUAUAGUGCUCAAUGGGCUGAAUAUUAUAGAAGUAUCGGUAAAAUAAAAGAAGCUGAAGCAAUAGAAGCACAAAUGAAAGCAGGCAAGUUGGGAAUACAAGGAAAUCAAAUUACACAACCUCAAAUGCAACCAGCUAUGCAGAAUCAAUCGACUGGCCCACCUGGUAGUACACCAAACACAUUUCCACAAGCUUAUGGUAGUUAUCCAGGAAUGAAUGCUGGUUCAGCCCCGACUGGUUAUUAUGCAGCAGGUGCAGGGUCUACAAGUCAACCACAAUCUGGACAACAAAAUCCAACUUUUCCUGCUAAUUAUCAAAACUAUCCUUACUCGCAGUCCAGUUCUGAUAAUUAAGCUUCCAGAGGAAAAUAUAAGCUAUAGUUUUCAAAUAGCUUUCCAUCGGGAUGUGGUUAAUGCCUGCUGUACCUUCAUAUGUUUAUAAAAAAUUACUGCAAUUGCUCGCUUUAUAAAAAUCAUUAUUAUCUAAAAGCACCGUUAGAAACAAUUAUAUUCUAUUAAUACUAUAUUACAAUUUAUGGUUUUUUUUAUAUACAUACAUAAACACAUGUAUACAUAUAUAUAUAUUGUAGGAUAUGCAUCAUUUUAGAUGUAAGAUAUAAGAAACAUUAGUUAUUGAAUAUUGAAGUUAAUAGUAUAAUGUAAUAUCAAUAUGAUGUCCACACCUGUGUUUUAAUUACGCUACUGUAUGUACACUUACUUCAUAACAUAUAACUGUAAUAUAAGUUAAAACUAGCAGGUGCAGCAGCAGGUCUGAAAGAGGAACGAGGGAUCGCCAACAUUAACCAUAUUACUGCACCCAUGUUUCAUUAAAAUUGUUGAAAAUUAUACUUUCGAAUGCGUUACUACGAAAUAUUUAAGUAUCUACCACAAUAGAUCAUUAUUUAUGUCUCGCAGAUUCAUUCAUAGAAUAUUUCUUUCAUCAAAUUUACAAACCUCUAUACAAUAACAAGGUUGUAAAGAGACAGCUAAACUUUAUUUUUAUUACUCAUCAUUUAUUGAUAAUAUGUAUUCAAAGAACUAUGAUAUAUAUGACGCUCUAUAUACAUAUGCUAUUAUAACAAUGCUAAAUACAACAUUACCUUUA